CUCCUCCCCACAGGUGUGUCCCUGGGCACUGGCUGCCAGCCCCACUCCCUGCCUGAGACACCCGCUGAAGUCGGCUGCCAAGAGACCCCCAACCAGCAGAAACAGGCUAGCAAGUGACCUGCCAUGGAAGGUGCCGAUGCCUCCAGAAGCAAUGGGGCCAGCCCGGAAGCCAGGGACGCCCGGAGCCCACCGGGUCCCAACGGCAACGUGGAGAAUGGCGCUAAAGCAGACAGUAAGGACAUCAAGACAACCAACGGGCACAGUGGGGAAGUGACGGAGGGCAAGACCCUGGGCAGUGCCCUGAAGACAGGGGAGGGGAAGAGUGCCCUAUUUUCCAGCAAUGAGUGGCGCAGGCCUAUCAUCCAGUUCGUGGAGUCGGUAGACGACAAAGGCCCCAACUACUUCAGCAUGGACUCUGCGGAAGGCAGGAGGUCCCCUUAUGCCGGGCUCCAGCUGGGGGUUUCCAAGAAACCCCCUGUGACUUUUGCUGAGAAGGGGGAGCUGCGAAAGUCCAUCUUCUCCGAGCCCCGCAAACCCACGGUGACCAUCGUGGAGCCGGGGGAGGCCCGCAGGAACAGCUAUCCCAGGGCUGACUCCAGCCUCCUGCUCCGGGCGAAGUCGGGCUCCGAGGAGGUGCUGUGCGAUUCCUGUAUCGGCAACAAGCAGAAGGCUGUCAAGUCCUGCCUGGUGUGCCAGGCAUCCUUCUGCGAGCUGCAUCUGAAGCCCCAUCUGGAGGGCGCCGCCUUCCGUGACCACCAGCUCCUCGAGCCCAUCCGGGACUUCGAGGCCCGAAAGUGCCCUUUGCAUGGCAAGACUAUGGAGCUCUUCUGUCAGACAGACCAGACCUGCAUCUGCUACCUCUGCAUGUUCCAGGAGCACAAGAACCACAGUACCGUGACAGUGGAGGAGGCCAAGGCCGAGAAAGAGACCGAGCUGUCACUGCAAAAGGAGCAGCUGCAGCUGAAGAUCAUUGAGAUAGAAGAUGAGGUGGAGAAGUGGCAAAAGGAGAAGGAUAGGAUCAAGAGCUUCACCACCAACGAGAAGGCUAUCCUGGAGCAGAACUUCAGGGACCUGGUGAGGGACCUGGAGAAGCAAAAGGAGGAAGUAAGAGCUGCGCUGGAGCAGCGGGAGCAGGAUGCCGUGGACCAGGUGAAAGUGAUCGUGGAUGCUCUGGAUGAGAGGGCGAAGGUGCUGCACGAGGACAAGCAGACCCGAGAGCAGCUGCACAGCAUCAGUGACUCCGUGCUGUUUCUGCAGGAAUUUGGUGCGCUGAUGAGCAACUACUCUCUCCCUCCACCUCUGCCCACCUACCAUGUCCUGCUGGAGGGGGAGGGCCUGGGCCAGUCACUUGGCAACUUCAAGGAUGAUCUGCUCAAUGUGUGCAUGCGCCAUGUGGAGAAGAUGUGCAAGGCCGAUCUGAGCCGCAACUUCAUUGAGAGGAACCAUAUGGAGAAUGGUGGUGACCAUCGGUACAUGAACAGCUACACAAGCAGCUACGGGAACGAGUGGAGCACGCCUGACACCAUGAAGAGAUACUCCAUGUACCUCACACCCAAGGGAGGGGGCCGGACGUCUUAUCAGUCAUCAUCGCCCAGCCGCCUCUCCAAGGAGACCAACCAGAAGAAUUUCAACAAUCUGUAUGGCACAAAAGGUAACUAUACCUCCAGGGUCUGGGAGUACUCAUCCACUGUUCAGAACUCUGAGGACCUGCCCAUUGCACAAGGCAAUUCCUCCUUCUCCCUGAAAGCAGGCACUGGGAAUGGCCCCUAUCAGUUCACAAGCUUGGGCCAGGCCACUGCAGAGUUUUCCAAGCCACUGGACCGCAGUGGGCUGUUUAAAAACAAUCCCGGAUAUCCUUCCCUCCUCCGGAGCCAGGCUCCCAAGGCCCAGCCUCAGACUUGGAAAUCUGGGAAGCAGACUCUGCUGUCUCACUACCGGCCAUUCUACGUCAACAAAGGCAGCGGCCUCGGGUCCAACGAAGCUCCCUGAGUCCAGCACGGAGCUCCGCCACCCGAUCCUCCUGUCAUCCCUGCUUUCCAAGCUGCAGCGCUUUCGCAUGGGCAGGAGCCCGGCCCCACUCUGCCCUCCCACAGCCUCUGACAGCCCGGCCAGGGCAUCCUAGCUUCCUCUGCUCCCCUAUGGGCUCCGUUUCUGCUUGGUGACGUAUAGUCACUGUGAUUUCGAUGUGUGAGGCCAAGUGACAUACCACAGGGGUGAGAGAAACCUGGGCUCCUUUCUCAUAAGCCUCCCCCAAGGCUGGUCACCAGGCACACACAGCGCCCAUCUGUCUACCUGCCUGCCCAGGCUCUGCCAUGUCCAGGCUUGGUGACCGUUUCCCAUCCUCUGUGGACACUAGGUGCUCAGUUAAGGCAACCUCUCUGCUCCCAUCCCUUGGGCUCAGUAUUUUUUUAAUCAGCAGCUUAAGCCCAUGAGGAGACAGGGCUUGUGUGUCCUCUUGAAUCCCCUUUAUCACAGUAUGGCUGGCCUCGGCCAUGCCUUAGGAGAUGCUCUGGGCAUCUUGGCCUUUUCCUGGUCCAGUGGUGAGGCUCUGCCAUGUCCACUUUGAGGCUACGAAGCCAGAGAAUGGGCUCUCCUGUCUGGCAAGAGGAUUGUAGCCUGGACAUUUUCUCUGCUGUUGCUGGGAAGAGCAGUUCCCCUGAGUACCACAACCCACUCACAGACAAUUGCCCGUAGACUCUUACCGAUAGGGAAUUUGGUGCUCUUCAUAGCAAUGAACAGCAGGAGGGCUGGGAAGAGGGGUGUCACUCGAGGGGUACCACCCACAUCAGGGGAGUCAGCUUCCAUCCAUGUCACAUGUCACUGGGCUUUGAGAGGGACAAAUCAGGAUCAGCCCUGGGUGCCCGGAGCUUGUCUCCCGCUCUGGGCCAAUGGGGCCUCAUGGGUCAGCUUGCAGGGGUGGGGAGGGCUACUUUUGGCUUGGGCUUCCCCCUCCCUGAAUAAACCAUUUAUCUCUUUA
Meriones unguiculatus (Mongolian gerbil) is the source of this 2977-nucleotide messenger RNA. It is a transcript of the gene Trim29, whose product is annotated as tripartite motif containing 29. Gene Ontology annotation, molecular function: zinc ion binding. The transcript is spliced from 10 exons. The coding region runs from base 124 to 1989 and encodes 621 amino acids. The record is from RefSeq and is a predicted model, not a curated record. NCBI's taxonomy places the organism in Eukaryota, Metazoa, Chordata, Mammalia, Rodentia, Muridae.